Echinostoma caproni is the source of this 639-nucleotide messenger RNA. The record is from the annotation of a GenBank genome assembly. Lineage: Eukaryota; Metazoa; Platyhelminthes; Trematoda; Plagiorchiida; Echinostomatidae.
AUGGAUCUAUUGAAGGCUGAAAUUGCGAAAAAGCGGAACUAUCUUGAAAGCACUAAUUUGAUUGGAGAAAAAAAGUAUUUCAAGAGAUCUGCUCUACGACAGAAAGAAGAGGAGGAGUACUUCGCGAAAUCAAAACGAGCCAAGGACAUAGCUGACGACAGUGCCGAGUCUUCUUUACUAGAAAAAGUAGUUCAUUACCUCAAAUAUGUUCUAUACCUAAAUUAUCUGAUCUUGCAGAAUGAAGAAGAGAACUUGUUGUUAAAAAAGUUUGAAGAACGCAGUCGAGAGGAACGUGAAAAGAGCAAGCUGAUGCCUCGCAAAGAGGUGGACGAUGCUGAAGAUGAAGAAUCCUACGUGUCUAGCCGUGUCAAGGCCGGUUCCGACAGUACGCAUUCCGGUGAACCGUCAGCGCUAGAUGUGAAAACAAAGGAGAAUGUUUUAUCCGAGUCAGAUAUUGAAACGAUGAAAUUGGAUCUGGCUCGUUAUGUGGUCUAUCGAGAAGGUACGGCGACAGACGAUGCAACUGCCACGGUGGUUUCUAUCAGCAAGUUGACUCCGGUUACAAUAACAGGCGAGCUGGAAAGCGACUUUCGUAACACUGUCACUGACCAUGCACUUCGAUAUCUCAAGGUAAGCUAA